AAAAAAAGAACGGAAACAUGUGGGAGGGGAGAGGAAGAAAGAAGGAAUAAAUAGAAUGAGAAGGAUGUUGAGGGAACCAAUCAGCGUGCUAGUUUCUUCUGCUCAACAUACUACGUCAUACGGCAGCGCACUAGCAGUGACCAAAGCAAGUUGCUUAACAAAUGGCUAACUAACCGUCUCUUUACUUUACUCGUCCUGGCCUCUGGACUCACAGCAGCCAGUCGGGCGCUCAUUGAUAAUUAUUUAUUUUUUUUAAAUCCUGGAAGAAAUUGCAGAAGGUGGAAACAUUUAAAAACAAAUUGUCAACUUUUUAAAAGAACGUGAGUGGACCUAAUAAGUUCCCUAAAGUGAGUGUCCAAGAUGAUGUCCGAUAAUGGAUAUAUCGAUGGCUCUUGGCAGCUGAAUAUAAACGUGACUGAUUUAAAUGUCGAUAUAGCUCUACGAGUGAAAGGUGACCUGCAUAUCGGCGGGGUUAUGUUACAACUAGUCGAAGCCCUCGAUAUUGCAUUAGAUUGGUCUGAUCAUGGAAUAUGGUGGCCAGCACGGAACAGAUGGCUUAAUCGUACUCGAUCCACAUUGGAUCAGUAUGAAGUUCAAGCUGAUGCAAAACUGGAGUUUACUCCUAUGCACAAACCGCUUCAGAUACAGCUGCCAAACUUGAGCAUCAUUGAGCUUCCUGUGGAUUUUUCUUGUAAUGUUUUUGGAGCUGUUAUCCAAAUAUGUAAAAAAUGUGGAAUCCGCCAUCCUGAAGAACUUUCGCUGAUGAGGAAAUUAGAAAAAGAAGAUCUGAAGAAAAACACACUUAUCCCUGUUCAACAUAAACGUCAUCGACAAAAGCAACCAAUGAGUCCAUAUGUUGAUUCUCCAAACAGCCACAAUAACUCCUCAAAUAGUCUUGAUUUUUACAGCCCACACUCAAACCGCUCACCACAGAGCACGUUACAUCACAGUCCUGGUAGCGUACAUAGUUUAUCAUCCAACUCUCCUCAAAACACAUUUAAUGCCAACAACAGCUAUUUUGCAGGAUCAAUGCACAGCCUGCACUUAGAUGGAGGCUAUGAGCAAAUAUUGCUCAAUGGUCCUCAUAAACCUACCAAGGAAGCUUUCAAUCUGCUGUUGCGUCCAAAGACCUUUGCAGAAAAGGCCAGAAUGAAUAAAGGAUGGCUUGAUUCUUCAAUUUCAUUAAUGGAACAAGGUAUCCGUGAAAGACAUCUACUUUUACUUAGGUUUAAGUUUUUCACAUUCUAUGACCUCAGUCCAAAGUAUGACAGUGUCCGAAUAAACCAAAUCUAUGAGCAAGCUAAAUGGGCUUUGAUAUCCGAAGAAAUAGACUGUACUGAAGAAGAGAUGGUAAUGUUUGCUGGCUUACAGUUACAAGUCCAAUUGGAGAGUCAAAACCCACAACCUGAAAUAUUUGAUCAAACUGACGGCCAAGAAGAGGAUGAUAUUGAUUCUGCCUUAAAAGAAUUGAAAGAGUCUUUGGAAGGGACAACGGCCCCUUCUUCAAAUGACAUCACAAACGUACCAGAGUUAGACGCUUUCAUCAAAAUAUUCAAACCCAAAAAGUUCACUCUGAAGAAUUUUAAGCGUUAUUAUUGCGUCUUUAGAGAAUAUACUAUUUCUUUAUAUAAGAGUAAAGAAGACCGGGCUGGGGAACCUAUUGCAAGAAUUAGUACCAAAGGCUGUGAGGCCAGUCCUGAUGUAAACCUUUCAAGUCAGAAAUUUGGUAUUAAGUUAUUUGAACCCACAAAAGAAGGAAUGUCAGAAAUUUGGCUUCGGUUUGACACAAAAGAACUUUACUGUGACUGGAUGGCAGCCUGUAGAUUGGCUUCUAAAGGCAAAACAAUGGCAGACAGUACAUAUGAAAGUGAGGUAACAACACUGAAGACCUUCCUGAGUAUGCAAGAACCUGCAGCCGAUGACUCAAUUGUAUCAUCCAGUGGCUCAGUUCCAGAUAUCAAUGUUGAAGAUUUUGUUGCACCUCGAUUUGUAAGAAAACUCAAAGCUGGACAGUUUCUCAAACGUAUUAAAGAAGCUCACUCCAAUGUGAAAAAUAUGAGUUUGACAGAAUCCAAGAUGGCAUAUAUCAAAGCAUGGCAGGCACUACCAGAAUAUGGCAUUACUUAUUUUAUAAUAAAGAUGAACAACAUGAAAAAAGAGGAAUUAAUUGGUGUGGCAAACAACAGAAUUAUACGGAUGGAUCUUCAGUCUGGUGACUCUGUUAAAACCUGGCGUUACAACACACUGCAGACAUGGACAGUAAACUGGGAAACCCGGCAAGUUAUCCUGAAGUUUGAAGAAGAGAAUAUCAUCUUUGACAGUCCAGCAGCAGACUGCAAAGUUGUUCAUGAGUUUAUAGGCGGUUACAUUUUCCUCUCAAUGCGUUCUUCUGACAAAAACCAGACAUUAGAUGAAGCUCUCUUCCAUAAAUUAACUGGUGGGAGAUUGUAAUCUUGCCCAUUAACUUCUGUAGAGACUUGUUGAUUUCUGAAAAUGUGACCUACCCCAUUACCAUUAUUAAUGAGUUGCAUUUCUGUUCAACAAACUUAACAUGGAUUCUUGCUGUAAACUAUUGUAUGUAUUCCUACAAUUCUAUCAAGGAAGCAAUUAUUUUCUAAAACCCAUACAUAAGGCAUGCAAAACUUCAGAACUUGAUUUUGUCUCUACUAGCUACAAACUUCCAUAUUUUUUUUUGUACACUUUAAGUUUUAAGAAAAUAUCUUGGGGGUUUAAAAUAUACUUUUAUGCUUCUCCAUGACAAAUUAUAUAUUUAACACACACACAUUCACACAUUAAAAAAGGCUUUUAAUUAAAAUACAAAAAAAAAAAGGUAGUUGAAAAGAAAGGGAAAUAUAAGUUGUCAGCAUGAAAUUGUUUAGCCUUGUAGGCAAAUUUGUAUAGAUGCCUUUUUAUUUUUUCAUAAAUAAAGCUGCUUGCUUGCCAUGCAGGUGAUUCUGUUUAGAGUGUAAUCUAGUUUUACUCUGGAAACCUCUGGCAGAUUAGAGAAUGUGUGCAUACACAUCAACACAAACAUUAUUAAGCAGUUGCAUUUUUUAAAAAAAAAUGUGAAUCAAUUUUAGGGCUGAAUUUUUAAUUACCUGUUAGAACCUGUGUUUUUAUAACAUAAAUGCAAAGCCCAGUGGUACUUUGGUAGCUUUACUGUUUUGUUGCUUCUUCACUGAAUGAUAAGGCAAGAAGCUUGCAAGGAGGUUCGUGUUACCUACCAAUAUCACACUUCAGCCAUUGAUAUUGCCACAUCUCUCCCUUUAUUGCCCCAGAUUUCUGCUCUUGCUUCUGAGGGUUUGUCUUAAAAACAAAAUUUUGUGGAAUAAGAACAAUGACAUGAAUUAAAACCUUAGUUAGGUCAAUUCAAUUUAAUCCCUCACCUCAGCAGUUAAAUUUAAAUAACUCUCCCAUUAAAUCAUUUCUUAAAUAUUAAAUUAAAUUUAUAAAAAAAACAUUGUUUUAAUUGAAAAUGUAAAGAUUAACUUUAUGCUCCUGGAGGAGUUACUAUCAGCUUAAACUCGCUCAAUUCUGGGAGUUUGUGUGUAUGUGUGUUAGCAUGCAUGUUUGAGAGAGAAAAGAACAGAACUUGAGUAGUUUUUCAUCUGCUCAGUUACAAAUAAAUUUAACUAAUUUGGUUGGGAAUCUGGUAGGGGUUUAUUUUUAAUAGUUAGGGAUAUGGGAGGGGUUUAUUUUUAUGAAUUUUUUUUCUAAUGAAAUUGUAAAAUAAAUUUAUUGCUUGUUU
This is a messenger RNA of Octopus bimaculoides (California two-spot octopus), 3748 nucleotides long. RefSeq names its product fermitin family homolog 2. Gene Ontology annotation, cellular component: cell-substrate junction. Lineage: Eukaryota; Metazoa; Mollusca; Cephalopoda; Octopoda; Octopodidae. The record is from RefSeq and is a predicted model, not a curated record. Gene Ontology annotation, molecular function: integrin binding. Gene Ontology annotation, biological process: integrin-mediated signaling pathway; cell-matrix adhesion.